AUGUGCCAUGCUUCAGCAUCAAUCAGUAGAAAUGUGAGGGACGACCUACUUUCUAUAGCAACUCGCCACAAUCAUGAUCCAGAAGCAAUUGACUUAGAUGUACUAUUCUUGAGGAACGCAAUCGGCAAAAGAGCUGUUGAUAGCACAACUACAACCCCAUCACUUCGAAGUCUGUAUAACAGCGAAAUAAUUAAACAUCCUCAUGCUGCCAUAAACUAUACAUUCCUCCAGACACAAUCGAGAGCUAAAAGGAUAAGACAAUCAAGACGCCCACAGUUGCCUCGGGAUAUCCACGAACUGUUAUAA
This is a messenger RNA of Macrosiphum euphorbiae (potato aphid), 306 nucleotides long. NCBI's taxonomy places the organism in Eukaryota, Metazoa, Arthropoda, Insecta, Hemiptera, Aphididae. The record is from the annotation of a GenBank genome assembly.